This is a messenger RNA of Paramormyrops kingsleyae, 3469 nucleotides long. The record is from RefSeq and is a predicted model, not a curated record. Lineage: Eukaryota; Metazoa; Chordata; Actinopteri; Osteoglossiformes; Mormyridae.
AUUUAGGUGCACAUUCAAUUGCCGGAUUUGUGGAAAGUUUUUCAGGUCAGUUCCCAUGCAGAUUUUGUCUUGGUCACCGCUCAGAUUAUCAGUUGAAGGAGGUACGCACAGGUCAGUUUCAGUUAAGGACUAAACAGGAACACUCACUGCAUGUUCAGACAGUGCUGCAUGACCAAAGUAGGUCCCACUGCUUUGGUGUCAAAAAACAGUGUGUGCUGACUGAAAAACUGAGUAACUUUCAUGUCUUGACAGGGUACCCUCCAGAUUUAUUACACGAUCUUUUUGAAGGGAUUGUUCCUCUUGAAAUAGCAUUAAGCUUGAAAGUUUUCAUUCAGAAAAAAUAUUUGACUUUGUCUGAGGUCAAUGACUCAAUCAAACAUUUUCCAUUUAAAUGGAGUGACAAAACUAACUGUCCAAAGCCAGUACCUCUCACAUUUGCCACCCGGAAGAGCAUUGGGGGAAACGCACACGAAAACUGGGCUCUGUUAAGAUUUUUGCCAUUUCUAAUUGGAAUGAAAAUACCAGCUGAUGAACCAGCAUGGCAACUUUUAAUGGAUCUGAAAGAAAUUGUUGAGCUGGUUGCUGCUCCAGUCCACACAAAUGAGACCAUUUGCUACUUAGGUAUCAAAAUAUCAGAGCACAGAUAUAGAUAUUUGCAUGUCUUCCCAGGUGAAAAAAUGAUACCAAAGCAUCAUUUUCUGGAGCACUAUCCCGACUUGAUAAAGGCCUUUGGACCUCUUGUGGCUAUGUGGACAAUGCGCUUUGAAGCUAAACAUAGCUUUUUUAAACGUGUUGUCCAGCAUACACAUUCUUUCAGAAACAUUUUGUUAUCUCUUGCUACCAGACAUCAACUGUUAAUGGCAUAUCAAUCACAGAAUUGCUUUUUUUCAAAAUCAGCCCUGUCUGUUUCACAUGUUUGACAUAUGCCUUUGGAUUUGUUGAAGGCUGACAUGCAGGAAGCAAUACUGAGCAAAUUCCCAAAUCAGACAUCAGUACAAUUGGCUAACUCUGUGUCCUGCCAUGGAACAAAAUACUGUGCUGGUAUGAUUCUGACCCAUGACUGUACUGCAGGGUUCACAGAUUUUGCGCAAAUUCACCAAAUAGCUAUUAUUGAGAAUUUAGUUGGGUUUAUUGUGAAGACCCGGGUGGCAUGGUAUGAUGAGCACAUGAGAUCAUUUGAGCUAGAGGCACCAGGACAUCUUAAGUUCAUUCUCCAGAGUGACUUAAAUGACACUGUGCCAUUGGCUGCGUACUGUGUUGGGGGCAAAUCAAUGGUUACCCUGAAACGGUACAUUGAUGCGCCAUUCUAGUUGAUAAGUUAUCGCUUGACAUUUGUUUGUUUUUUUGAUGAAUGACUAAGGUAUUUGUUAUGCUAAUAGAAUUAUUGUUGAGAAAAAAUGGUUUUGUGUUCUAUGUUAAGGGCCUUCCUAUAUGUAACAUUCAGUUUCUCUCUUUUUUUUUUGGAACAGACUCACUAAAUGUCUAAACCAACAAUGUUACGAGUGAUGAUUAAACAUGAUGCACGUAAACUGAGCCUACCUUUUGGGAUUCCUGAUUCAGUUGAAGAACUUGAGAGGGCAGUGAAAGAGGAAUUAAAUGUACCUGACAGCUUUGUUCUGCAUUACCUGGAUACAGAAUUUGGAGAUUUUUUUUCGUUGACUUCUACAGCCACUUUGAAGGACAAAGAUACCAUUAAGGUGGUUUUUGUAGAGUCUGUGUUUAUUACUUUAACAGCAAUAGACUGCCCUCAAAAUAUCUCUACUUCAUCUUCAGAUGUCCUGUCAACUGUGUCUUCAGUCAAUUCAUCAGAUGUCUCAUCUGUUCAGCAUGAAUCAUCAGAUGAUACAGUGUUGCUAUCCCCUCUGAGGAGUCAAGGGUUGCGUUCACAACACUGGCCAGCUCACUUUGACAUUCCUGAAUUUCCAUAUGACACAGAGCUGACUCUGCACACAGGAAAUGAUGAGUUCCUUAAAAAUGGGGUUCUUUUAAACAAUCACAGUGUGAGGUCUCAGAUUUCUGACACACUAGUCAAAAAAAUAUUCCAGUACUGUGCAUACCCCUCCAGCAAUCAGGUAUGUGCAGUUGCACAGGCCUUAAUUGAAAAGUAUCCAUGCUUGAGGGAGCCUGGGUCAUUGUCUGGGUAUGAUGGUUGGUUAUCCAGAUUGAAGAAUAAAAUGGCCACCUAUAGAAAGAAACUAAAACAGCUUGGAUGCCCUGAAUUGGCUGUUAACUCCUCACAAAACAAGAGGCCUGCUGCAAUAAAAAAGCCACGUAAAGCUGAGUUGAACUACCUUCCCCCUCUCCCAUCUGAUGAAAACAAACAGACUUUGGAGAGACUGAGAAUAGAGCUUCUCAGUGACAUCAAGGUUCGAGACAAUCGGAAAGCUGUUAGUGAGAAGAUGGCCAGAACCUUUUCCUCUCGCAGACAGGAAAUAGUUGAGGACAGCCCUCCUGUACACGACCUGUUGCAGAGAUGGCCAGCCCUUUUUGAUGUCACUCAGGUAAAAGAAGAAUUCAGAAGGUUGACAGCCAUUGAUUUGGAAUCACAGUUGUAUUCUAACCUAGACAAAUACACAGAUAGACUCCUCAGUUUAUACCACUCCAAGGGAGGGAAUGCUGCACGUAAAAUGCAGGACUUGUUGAUCCUGCUGGACCAGGAUGCUGGUGUGGACAACCGUAGAGAUGUAGUGAUUCGUGGCUUGAUGGUACACUUCUCUGAAAAUGUUGAGCACCUCAUUACACAUUACCAGGAUACUCAUGGCGACCUGAACCCGGAUGACCUGAAAAACCACACUCUUAAAAUUGUAACCAAAGGGGGCUCUGCAGAUGGCAGUCCGUUAGAGGCAGGGAUUGUUUUGGAGGGGACACAGGUGAUGGCAGGAUUACAAAGUGUCCCAAAUGCAUGUGUCAUCCUUCUUGGCCUGAUGUAUGUGAUUAAUCUGAGCUAUCCCAAGCCACUGAGAUACACAUUUGAAUUCUUCCAAAAAGUUCUACUAGAACUCGACAGUGGGAAACUGUCCCCAAAGAUGCUGUCUUUAAAGAACAAUCUGUUGGCAUAAAUGCAGGGUAAACACUGAUACGGCUGAAAAUGCAGCCACAUACUGUACUACCACAUCAGACCUCUAAGAUCUUGGAAGAUCAGUAUUUUUUUUUUUCUUAUUUUUCCAUUGAUAAAGGGUUUGUAUUAUUUUAUUGUGUUAUUAGUUUAUGGCAGUGAGGAUAUUUAACAUAACAUCCUGUUAUGUUUUUCAGUUAAAAUUUUAAGAGGUUUUCAGUGGGCAGUGAUUAAGGGGAUUUUACUGCAUUGCAAGUUUGUGUUUAAGUUGCAGACAUACUUAUGUUCCAGAACGGUAACAUUUUUGUUUUGAGUUAUACGAAAAAUGGUAUUGAUUUUUUUUUGACCAUUUAUUUUCAUUGGCUGUUAAAGGAAAGGCUGUAUACCAUUUUGUAUUUUCAGAAAAUAAAGUAA